Messenger RNA from Dovyalis caffra, 3432 nucleotides. The record is from the annotation of a GenBank genome assembly. NCBI's taxonomy places the organism in Eukaryota, Viridiplantae, Streptophyta, Magnoliopsida, Malpighiales, Salicaceae.
AUGAUGCGUCGCCGUAUGAAGCUCUUAGUGCUUCUAUUCUGCCAGGGGAAUGGGAAAGUCCGAAUGUUUCUUAGGACAAAGAAGAAAAGUGGGGUAGCCACUGGACGACACGCCGUUCGUUUUAAGACAGCCAAGACACGACACCAACAAAAAGCUCGAAUUUCCCACAAUUUCAGAGCCGCCAAAGCGCUCCUCGCUCGCAAACGCCCUCUCGACUGCACCACCCCCGCCGUGGCAACCGCAAAUUCUCCCCGUAAAUUGCCUCACAAAAUUAACGACGUAAUUUCACUUAAAUCACCGAGAUUUCCUCUUGCGGAGAUAUCUAAUAACACGCCGCCAUCACGAUUUUCGCAAGACAGUGUCUCACGAGUGUCGGAGUUAGUUAAUGGUAGUGAUGUAGAGAGUAAAUGUUUAUUGGAUUCUUUUAUUACUCCGGUGAAAAAGUCAGACGGUUCGGGUUUUAGUUGUAGUAUUUUAGACGAUGAUGAUUUUGAUGAGUCUAUGUUGGAGGAAAUUGAUGCGAUUUGUGAGCAGAAAUCUGUUGUAAAAUCAGAAAAGGGAAGUCCGAAUAGGACUUUUUGUGUUGAAAGUGACUGUUAUAAGGAAAAUGCGAGUAGUUUAGCUAGUUCGGAGUCUGCUGUGCUGGGCUUCGAGAGUGAAGAUAAGAGUAUUUGUCAGGCAAUGCAGUAUGGGAAUAUGCCUGGAGAAUAUGUAAAGUACUUGCAUGGUUUGAAUGAUAGGCAGCGUGAAGCGGCUUGUAGUGAUAUUUCGGUUCCUUUGAUGAUUGUUGCUGGUCCAGGAAGUGGAAAGACUUCUACAAUGGUCGGGCGUGUUUUGAUGCUGCUCCAUGAGGGAUUUAGUCCAUCCAACAUUCUGGCAAUGACUUUCACAACAGCUGCAGCUGCUGAGAUGAGAGAUCGGAUUGCAGCAGUGGCUGGAAAGGCAAAAGCUAAAGAACUUCUGAUUAGCACGUUCCAUUCCUUUUCUUUGCAACUUUGUUGUUCACAUGCAGAGAAGUUAGGCCGCACAUCAGAAUUCUUGAUAUAUGGACAUGGGCAUCAGAGAAGAGCAAUUAUUGAGGCUGUGAGGUUAUUAGAAAAGGAAAAGAGCAGUCUACAAAAUGAUGAUGCCUGCAAACAUGCUAAAGAUUCUAAAGAUAUAAUGUCUCCAGAGUAUUUCAAGGACAAGUCAAAGAAAUGGCAAAAGUUCGUGACUCAGGCUAAAGCUUCUGGAAAAACUCCUGCAGAUUUCCAAAAAAGGGGUGAUGAAAUUGGAGCAGCAAUUCUUGAGAACUACAAUGGCAUAUUAAGAUCUUGUAAUGCUUUGGACUACCAUGACUUAAUCAGCUGUUCUGUGAAGUUGCUCACUGAUUUUCCUGAAGUAUUUGAGGAGUGCAAAGAUUCAUGGAAAGCCAUUGUGAUAGAUGAGUUCCAGGACACAAGCGCCAUGCAAUACAGGCUUUUACGAUUUCUUUCAUCUCAUAAUCAUAUAACUGUUUCCAUUUUCAGUUUCAAUGGAGCUGACAUUUCGGGGUUUGACUCAUUUCGUCAUGAUUUUCCAAAUUACAAAGAGAUUAGACUCAAUAAAAACUAUCGGUCCACACGCUAUAUUGUUGAGGCUGCAUCUUCUCUUAUUCAAAAUAACUUGAAACGAUGCUGUUUCAAGGAUGUUCUUACAGAUAAUGCUUGUGGAUCUAAGAUAGCUAUCAAGGAAUGCCAAAAUGAGCAUGCAGAAUGUGCAUUUGUUGUUGACAAGAUCUUGGAAACUGCAUCUGAUGGUUCACUUUCUAAGCCAUCGUAUGGAAGUAUUGCUAUUCUUUACAGGAGGCAGGUAUCAGGAAGGGUAUUUCAAUUAGCAUUUCGUGAGAGGAAAAUACCAUUUAAUGUUCAUGGGGUGGCUUUUUAUAGGAAAAAGGUAGUUAAAGCCAUCAUUGCUAUGCUUAGAACAACAUUGCCGGGCUGUGAUGGUGGCUCAUAUCGUCAAGUUUUCAAGGUUUUGCUUCCUUUUGAGAAGGAGGAGAAAAAGAGGGUUAUUGAUCAUGUUGAUAAAAUAUCAGUGAUCCGAAAAUGUAGCUUUGUAUCUGCUGCCUGUGACAUUUUUGGUGCAAAGAUUUCUGGUACCUUCAAGAGGAGUCAACUCACACAGGGACGCAAGGUGUUGUCAACACUAGAGAUGAUUUCCAAACUUGUUCACAGGGAACAGUCAAUUUCAGCUGUUAUAACUUCAGUGGCAAAUAUGGUUCCUCAGAAAUACCUUAUUGAGCAACGGGCUGUGGUUGAUAGUGAUGGAGGGAAAUUGCUCAAUGAAGACAAUGACCUCAGAUCUGUUCUUCAGUAUUUAUUGGAUGAUGUGUCUGAUGUUUUAUCUAAGCAAGCUGCUGCCAAAGAAGGGGAGAGUGAAGCUGUACAAGAACAGAAGGGUUGUGUUAGAUUACUCAAAGAGUUUAUUGACUACAUAACAGAACGGGAGAAAGAAAAUUUUCGUUCUCUAAGACAUGAUAAUGAAAAUUCUGUAACUCUGACUACCAUUCAUCAGUCCAAGGGCUUAGAGUGGGAUGUUGUUUUCAUAGUAAAGUUAAGUGCUCUAGAUGUGGUGUUUGAAUUUGAUGUACCUGGAUCAUUUUCUGUUGAUGUACUAAGGCACAACUGCCCUCUAAACAUUUUAGUGGAGAACACCAGCAAACUUGAGAUGAAUAGUGGUGAUGAAUUAUUGGUAAAUGAAUCUGAGAUUCCUCUGUUGCAUGAAUUUAAUGGCAGUGCAAAGGAAAAUGGGACCACACUUGAGGAGGAACGACGUCUAUUCUACGUGGCAAUGACUCGUGCUCGAAAGAAACUUUUCAUCAUGUAUGUCGUGACGGAUUCAAAUUGGCAGAUGCUUCAACCAUCACGUUUUCUCAAAGAGAUACCAGAUCAUCUUCGGGAGAUUCAGGCUGAAGUAUGUCUACAAGAUUUACAAACAAAACAUCAAGAGAUCCGAAAUGAAACCGUUGACUUUCCCAUUGAUCUACCAAAGGAAAAGCAAGUUUCUGAAGUAGAAACAGAGUCAAAUGAUUUCCUUAAUAAAGGGAUAAAUGAGGCUUCAAAAGAGUCAAUGCAAACAAUUGAUAUAUACAAUGCAAAUAUUUUCUUGAAAAGAUUUGCUGUUGAGGACAGAUCAGUUGUUUCCCACUUAUUCCAUCAAUGGGCCAAGAAACAAGCAUUCCAAAACCCUAAGAGAUUGCUUAAUAAGGUCAGCUUUGUUAUUGAUGAACGCUUGAGGGAUGUUUUGCGUGCAUUGAAAUCCUGCUUGAGCUGUGAUGAGGCUUUUCAGUAUGCAGAACAUGUGCUGAGAUGGGAGCAAAUUCCUGCCGAUCAACGUGCUCAUUUGAUGCGGGAGAAACAGGCUCUUAGCUCUUCCAAAUUUACGGCACGGAGGAGUGAGGGGAGCGACUGA